Molecule: messenger RNA, 1098 nt
Organism: Alternaria viburni
Lineage: Eukaryota; Fungi; Ascomycota; Dothideomycetes; Pleosporales; Pleosporaceae
Exons: 1
Coding region: 1-1098 (365 amino acids)
Source: RefSeq, a predicted model, not a curated record
AUGGCCGAUACCCAAGAACGAUCCCGAAUCCACACCCUCAUCAGGGAAUUUGGAACCGGCAUACCAGGCGAGGUUGCUGACCAAGUCAUCGACACCCUCAUCCCUCAAACAUCAACCGACAUCGCUUUCCUGGGCGACCAUGCUGUGGCCUUCAAGAACCAAGCUGUCAUCCAGUUCGUCGACCUGCCCUUUGAAUUCAUCGACACCACUUUACAAGCACGUUUUGCGGCUCGCUUGCGACACCGACUUCGCAACCGACCUCUUGUGAUUAGAACCAGCCUGGACUACAACAUCGCGCGAUACAACUACACCCACAUCCAGGUGGACGCCAACCUUGAAGACCUGGCUAAGCUGUCGCCCCACCUGCCUGUGCGACCGAUCGAACCUGUUUUCCAGCUCACCCGAACCUGGAUUGGAACCUUGGUUGGUUUCCUUGUUGAGAUCAACAAAGUUCUCAACCCAACCGCCGAUCAGCCCUUCCGUCACUCAGGUAUGAACAAGCUCAAGAACGAUUUCAUUCAAUGGCUCCAAGCCGUCAUGGUCGUACAUGCUCGAGGUCUUCAUGUCCCGCCUGUUUGGUAUGAACACUACGCCACGAGGAUGGACGACAUGAUUCGCCAGGUAUCUACCCGGUUCGCGGUCAACCAAGGCCUUCUGCUCCAGUUAGAGUUACCACAUAUGGAUGACGUUCCUUGCAACGUGCUAGCCGACCUCACCAAGGACAUCCAGAUCAUCAACCACUACACAACACUUGAUAUGACAGUUGCGAUUCGCGUACCCAAGAGCUCCUACUAUUCCUAUCGAAAUUGGUUGGAUGCAGCGGAAAUGAUUCCUCGUGUCAACUGGGAUUUGAAGGCUGCCGAUGGUUCGGUACCGGUUGGCGGUGAGAGUGAGUACGAUUAUUACUUCGAAACCGGAAAAUAUUCCUGGGAGAGGAUCACCUGGGAGAGGGACAACAACAUGGAGGCAGAAUCAGAUGAUGAAGAGGAUGGCAUGGAGGAGGAUGAGAGUGAAGAGGAGGAGGAAGAGGGUGAAGAGGAGGACGGUGAAGAGGAUGAGGAUGAGGAGGACGAGGGGGAUGAAGAGGAUGAGGAGUAG